AUGGAGCGUAUAUCCCUCGUAAACUCCCUUUUUGACGAGAAUGGGCUCAACUUAUGUGGGAAGGACCUUUUCCUGGUGUUCAGCACCCCCAAUACUUUCCUCUUCCUAACUGAACUUUCAUUCAGUGGAACACGCAUACACGAUUUCGACCUCAUCCAUAUCCAUCACCUCCCCAAGCUUUCCAUUCUCUUUCUGAAUAAUACAGGGAUAGGAAACAAGCCUGUAUACCUCCUCAUCCCACUCAAACGAACCCUAACCCAACUAACACUCGCCACCAACCCCAACAUUGACAGUACCUCCGUCCCCACCAUCCUCCUCCUCUCCAAACUGUGUUACCUCUCCAUCACAGAUCCUAGCAUCGACAUGAACAGGUUGAGGACAUUGGCAAAGAGGGUCGAUGAGGAGGGGAUUCCAGUCAUUCAGGUGGAAUUCUGGUGGAUUCCUGUGGAUUCCGGUGGAAUGAAAUUUAGCAUGGAAUCUGAUCAUUCCGGAAUUUACACCGGAAUGGUCCCUGGAAUGGUCUUCCCAGGAAUGGGCAGGAAUAGCAUUCCCCAGAAUUUUAUUUAUUUUCAAUGGAUAACAAACAAUGCUUGUUUGGCAAACACUGCUCACCAAACACGGUCACUCUCUUCUUCCACCACCGCCACCAUGCUCGUCGCCGCCGCCAACGCCACGCCAUCACCAUCACCCAUAGCCACCACCACCCACGUCACUCGUCUAUCACCCAUGGCCACCACGACCACCAACAUCGACCACGCCACCCUUCAACAACAACGCGGCGAUGCCACGUCAUGA
Messenger RNA from Laccaria bicolor S238N-H82, 795 nucleotides. RefSeq lists its product as uncharacterized. The record is from RefSeq and is a predicted model, not a curated record. The coding region runs from base 1 to 795 and encodes 264 amino acids. NCBI's taxonomy places the organism in Eukaryota, Fungi, Basidiomycota, Agaricomycetes, Agaricales, Hydnangiaceae. The transcript has 6 exons.